GGAUCGGAUGUUCCGUGACGGUGCACGCAAAACAGCGACGCGAGGCGCGACGAGAAGUGCCGACUAGAAGCGCUUACGAUCACUCGACAACCGCGAAGCACGGAUCCGCAAUUAACCCUGCUGUUAUUCCGUCCAGAAUGCCGUCUCGCGAGAGGGUUGGCCACGUCUCCGCGUGAGAGGCGCUGCGAUUUCGAAAGCAGAGCGCGCGGACGCGCGCCAGAAUAGUCAUUGAAAUAACUCCGCUAUUACAUAAAUAAUACCACACGUGCACGUGCACGCGUAGGCGCAGUGACGCGCAGCGCGCGCUCGUGUGCGCGCGACAGGCCAGGCACGAAGUUCGCGCAUCGGCGCGACCGUCGCCGCGCGAUUCAAAUCGGCCGCCGCGCGCGGCGUGCGCCAAUCGCCGCGCGACGCCACGGUGGUUGUUGUUGCACGCCCGCCAAUCGUCCGUGAUGCUGCACGUGAGGCGCGUCGCGACAUCGGCUCUCCUUGCCGAGACGUCGCCGUUCGUCGUCCAGCUAUGCCGUAACGCCAGCGUGCCGACCGAUGGAGCGUCCAAACGAACGGUGGGCGACCGCGCCAUCAGCCGCGGCGUGGUGUCGCGCGCGGUGAUGCGCGAGAAUUACCUGCGAAUGCUCGACAAGUGCAAGUCGAAGAAGCUUCCGCAAGAUGUAAAUCCGAAGGGUGUUUUUGCGUGCAACGAGCUCGACUUGAAAGAGGUCCAAGUCUAUGGAUUCGAUUACGAUUACACACUGGCAUGCUACAAGCCGUCCAUGGACCACUUACUUUACAGUCUGGGACGCGACAUGCUUAUUAAGAAAUACAAGUACCCGGAGGGAAUUGGCAAUCUGGAGUACAGGGAAAAUUUCGCCGUCCGCGGCCUCCAUUACGACAUCGAAAAGGGUCUUCUCCUGAAGCUUGACAGCUUCUUGCAAAUUCAAUUUGGCACCGUUUAUCGUGGUUUACAUCAGAUACCCGACGACGAGGUCCUACGGGUCUACAAAAAUAGGAUAAUACCGAUAGCCUACGUAGAGGCACCACAUAAACACUCCCACGAUGCUCUGCAACGCACGAAGAUGGUUCAAUUAGCCGAUCUGUUUUCCGUGCCAGAAAUGGGUCUGCUGUGUAAUGUCACAGAGUACUUUCUGCGAAAUCACAUCGAUUAUCAUCCCGAGAUACUGUUUAGAGACGUCAAGAAUUCCGUACAAAGCUGCCAUCCUAUAAUGCAUCAAUUAGUAGUGGAGAAUGUAUCGGAAUACCUGGAGCAAAAUAAAGAUCUGAGACGAUUCUUCGAUCGACUUAGACACGCAAAGAAGAAUACGUUUCUGGUGACAAAUAGUCCUUUCCACUUCGUUGACAAGGGUAUGCAAUUUCUGGUGGGUGAAAACUGGAAGGACUACUUCGACGUGGUGAUAGUUCAGGCGAGAAAACCGAGAUUCUUCACCGAGGAGUCACGUCCAUUGAGAAUCUAUGAUGAAGUUAAGCAAACGCAAUUGUGGGAUCGUGUUACCAGACUCGACAAAGGCGUCAUAUAUCUCGAAGGAACUGUCAAACAACUGCAAGACAUGACCGGAUGGCGGGGACAUCAGGUGUUGUAUUUCGGCGAUCAUCCAUACAGCGACUUAGCAGAUGUGACUCUGGAACAUGGUUGGCGAACGGGGGCGAUAAUCAAAGAAUUAACGCACGAGAUCGAAACUUUGAACGACCCAAAGUUCAAAGAGAACGCGAACUGGCUUCAGAUGUUAACUGGUCUGAUCGAGGAGCAUCAGGAUUACGAAGGGCCGGAAGUGCAAGAUGUGCUGGACGAAUGGAUGGAGGAGCGGGACCAACUGAGAAACGAGAUCAAGUCGGUCUUCAAUAAGCAGUUCGGCUCGGUGUUCAGAACAUAUCACAAUCCGACGUAUUUCUCCCGGAGACUGUUCAGAUUCGCCGACAUCUACAUGAGCUCGAUCACGAAUCUCUUGGAAUACUCCACGAGCCACACUUUUUAUCCCAGACGGGGUGUGAUGCCGCACGAGUACACCAGCUACUUCAUGUAAAACUCCCCGUUACUCCUUCAGAUUAAUGUCUGUUAUCUGUUGUUUGCGUGAGUAGCGAGCGUUUUUAGAGCGGUAUAGUCAAACUAGCUCAUAUUAUGAUGGCGAACUGAUAACAACAGUAUUUUCAAUCGCAAACGAAGCCUGAUGUAUUUCUCGUCGUGACGCGGAACUGAGAUGGCUUGGCUUUCUUGUCCUACGCUAAAUGUCGUCUUAUUAUCAGCCGUGCACGCGUAAUUACAUGUAUAUUGCAUGUAAAUCUAUAGCGAUCAAUAUUAAUGCGCUUUUAUAGCCGCGUAGUUACAGUUGAUUUGCAUUGAAAUAUAUGUAAAUGCGAUAAAACGGCCGGGGCGUAUCACGAAAGCUCUUAUAUUAUUAUUAUUAUCAUGACAAUAGCCGUAUUAUGUAAAAUGAAGUGAUACACCAUAUUAUAACGAGCAAAAUGCAUAGAAUAGGAAAGCAAGUAAAAGUUCAACAGCUGUGUACAAAGUAUUAUUGGGCCAUAUGAGACUCGUUAAAUAUUUCAAAAAGAGAUUCCAGUUACUGGAGAAUUUAUUUUUAGUAAAUUAUACAAGAAAGAGAGAUAUUUAUGAACAAAGCGAAAUACGAGUUUUGGGGAGAAUACCGAUCCGUAUUGUGUUCAUUUAUUUUUGCGAAGAGAUUUAUAUUCGUUAUUAACGCACGGUGAAUUCAAAAUGUAGCUUCAUGACGAAUUUAUGUGACUACUACAUGUCUCUAUAUAAGCGCAUGCAAACAUUUUGACAUUGAUCCUUAGUCGAAAUUUACAUUAUCUAAUUGAAAAAGUCAAACAGUUAUAUCAUUUCAUUGCUAUAUCAACACUGUCUUUCUUUCUUGUUUAAUUAUUUACCGAAUUGCCAUAUCUAUAUUAUUGCCACCUUUACCUAAAAAUUCAAAUAUGUACGAGUAAAUUUUUAGUUAUAGAAGAUUAAUAAAUAUGUGAAAAUAAGAAGUUAUGUACUGUGUAAAGUGAUUUUAUCUACAGCACGCUCUUAAAAUUUAGUUCUUAGGGGCGCUAAGUGUUCAAAAAUGUCAAAUACUUCAAUCAAAUAAACACUGUUAUGUAUGUAUGAGA
This is a messenger RNA of Odontomachus brunneus, 3129 nucleotides long. RefSeq names its product 5'-nucleotidase domain-containing protein 3 (gene Nt5c). Bases 453 to 2039 code for a protein of 528 amino acids. Gene Ontology annotation, molecular function: 5'-nucleotidase activity. The transcript has 8 exons. The record is from RefSeq and is a predicted model, not a curated record. Lineage: Eukaryota; Metazoa; Arthropoda; Insecta; Hymenoptera; Formicidae.